This is a messenger RNA of Polyodon spathula (Mississippi paddlefish), 3520 nucleotides long. Its product is annotated as interleukin-18 receptor accessory protein-like. Lineage: Eukaryota; Metazoa; Chordata; Actinopteri; Acipenseriformes; Polyodontidae. The record is from RefSeq and is a predicted model, not a curated record. Gene Ontology annotation, biological process: interleukin-18-mediated signaling pathway. The coding region runs from base 566 to 2452 and encodes 628 amino acids. Gene Ontology annotation, molecular function: interleukin-1 receptor activity; interleukin-18 receptor activity. The transcript has 10 exons.
CUUACCCUUUCACACAGACGAGUUAUGACAGCUCAGAACCAGCACUGACGCGUUAUUUUGGUCUGUGUGAUUUGCCUAUACCGUCAGAGACGUCAUAUUUUAUACCGUCUCUGAACCACCUUGCGAGGUUGUUUAGAGACGGCACUGAGCCCUCUUAUGCACAGAUUAAUGCACAAAUUGUUACAUUGCUCCCACCUUAGUCUCUUUUUGUCCCCAAAAAGUCAGCAGGGGGCAAUGCAAGACAUGGCUGCAAUCGGGCGCCUCCCCCCUAAAACACCAACCCACUCCUUGCACAGUUCCUUAUCGUUUUUGCGACAUAUCCUGCUGUACGUUGAGUGCAACAACACUGCUUAAUUGUACAAUAACAUGGGGACAUUGCAGUUUUUGGUUACAAACUGGACACUAUGUCUUAAAAUCCUUCCUCGUGUGUUGCAAGUGGAAAUAAAACAAGCUGUGCUGAUGUCUUUGUCAGAAUUGCCUGAUAUGCUCUAGCACUGAAGAAGAGAAAGGAAAUCCUUACUUCUAGGAACACUGCGGUAAGACGUUUUGCUUUUGUUUUGCGUUAAUGACCAAAUUAUUCUUUCUUGCGUCUCGGUUAGCUGAAAACAGGAAAAUAUUUGGGUACCUGCAAUGCAAGACGUGGACAGACCCAUGGAGGGGCAGCGAAGAUUGGACAGAUGAUGUUAAUGCUUGUCACAAAGCUAACAUGUGGGCUGCAGUGUACUGGGCAUUGGCAGUGAUUUUGCUGUUGUUGCCUGACGUCCAAGUGACUUAUCCAUUUCAGGAAACUGAAGGUUUGUUGACUGGAAGGCAGCCAAUUGGAUAUACAGCUUUAGCUGGAGAUCAAUUCAUAAUGCAGUGUGCUUCACCAAAUCAAUCGGUUAUCUAUGAUGAGUCCGAGCGCUAUCAAAACAAGGUUGCAUGGUUUCGACAUUAUCAGAAUGGGCUCCAGGCACAGCCGGUUGGCAAUGGACAGGAGAACAUUAUCCUGAAAGGAAAUUUUUUAUGGUUUCUAAAACUGGAAACUGUUCACUCAGGGGAAUAUUCCUGUCAGAUAAGGGAUGAGAAGAUAAACCUCACAUUAGUUGUUAACCAGAAAAACAAGACGCAAUGCCAGGAUUAUGCACACAGCACAGUAGACCUACUGUCUGGUAGCAGUGAUUCAAUAACCUGUCCUGCUGUGACUUGUUACAGAGCUUCGGGACAUUUGCCUGUGAGAUGGUACAAGAAUGGGAAACGUGUGAAAUUGAACAAAAGCAGACCAACCUUGGAACUUGAAAAUGAAAAACUUGUACUAAGGACAGUCUAUAAGCAAGAUGCUGCCAAUUACACAUGUGAUUUAAACUACAGUGAAAACAAUACUCUGUGGAUUGUGAGAAGAAUGUUAACAGUCAGAGUUUUUGGACAAGAAACCCGCAUACCACCAUCUAUUCUCAACCUCAAUGGUGUGAAGACUAUCGAAGCAGAACUUGGGAAACCUUUAACACUGGAGUGCAUAGUUAAUUUUGGUUUUGAAAGAAACUUUACACCUACAAUUAAAUGGUUAGUCAAUGGCAAUGACAAUUCAACUGACAUCAGCCUGGAAUUAGAAGAAAGCCGAAUUGUUGAGGACAACGGAAAAGGAAAAAUUAUUAUCCACACAGCUUACUUGAGUAAAGUGACUGAAAGACAUCUUAUUGCCACAUUUACCUGCUUUGCACAGAACUUUCAAGGGAACACAACUGGUAUAUUGAGGCUUGAAAAGAAGAGUCCAGUGAAUGGACCCUUUCUAACAUACGUGUUGAGUGGCAUUAUUUUGACAGUCAUUUUCAUAUUUGGAGGAAGUGUCUACAUAUACAUUCACUGGAUUGAAAUAGUUUUGUUGCACAGGAAUUAUUUUCCAUAUGAUGAAACCAUAGGAGAUGGGAAGGAGUAUGAUGCCUUUAUUUCACAUGCUAACCAAUCCUCUUCUGAAGACAUUUUGGAGUCUGAAGAUGGAGGUUGUGUUACAGAAGAAAUGUUUGUGUUGAAGCUCCUCCCAGAGUUCUUGGAGCAGCAGUGCGGAUACAAGUUAUGCUUCCUUGAGAGGGAUGUGCUACCAGGAGGAGCUUACACAGAAGACAUUGUUUCAUCUAUCAAAAGAAGCAGAAGAGUGAUUUACGUCCUCAGCCCAAGAUACAUAAGCAGCCCUUGCAUUUUUGAACUACAGACAGGAAUCAAUCACCUGUUGGCCGACGAUCAAUUUAAACUGAUUCUGAUCAAGUUCAGGCCAUUGCCUGAAAUGGAUACCCUCCCUCACAUAGUCAAGAAGGCACUAAAGAUUUUACCAGCAAUGAAAUGGAAUGGUUCCAAAUCUAAUCAUUCUGAUUCUACAUUUUGGAAGAAUGUCAGGUAUUAUAUGCCAGUAAAGAAAACAAAAGUCUCCAAUGGUGAGAUCCUGGAUUGUGACGCGUCUCCAACAUGUUUAGUUUGAUACUCUGUACUGCAGUGUUUUGCAACAAUUGCAAGACGCCCUGGACAAGGGCAUCUGCUUAGAAAUAAAUAAUAAUAAUAGUUUCUGUUCCACAGCCUGCAGUGAUAGAGUAGAAAAAAGAUUUAAAGUGGAUUUGCAAAAUGUAUACAAUGCUUAAAUGUGUGGUUUAAGAUCACCAGAUCCUUGAAGCCCUUCUACUUGGAUGGAAAUAUAGGGUAAAUAAUGAUACAAAAACAUGAAUCCCAUUGGGUGUCUUUGUAGGUAUUCACUGGCAUUUUAAUGCGUUCUUGAUUUAGUUAUUUUUCUUGGCCACUCAGUAAAUUACGUCUUUAAAGGAUAGGUAGUUUAAAUUGUCAUUUAUAUGGCUUUUUUUUAGAAUGCCGUUACAUUUUGCAUGGUGUUUUCAGUCAAUCUGAGUGGUUUUGGCUUAUAUUGCUGUCAUAUUCAGUUACAGUAUUCUAAUUUUUAUCUAAAUUUGCCUACCUGGCUUUGAGCCACUCAGCUUGUAAUAAUGGAGAGUAGAUGUGGCAGACAAAGUUGAAAAGUCACAUUUUCACAAGAUUUGAGUAGAAUGAGGAAGGCUGUCCUGGCACUUAGGAGUCUGACAAGGUCCAAGCCAGGUAAAGACCUAUAUUGGCACGCAAAUCUUUAAAAAUAAAUACAUAAAUAAAUAAAUCCCUAAAUUUUAGGUGGCUGGUGAGUGGACACAGACCAGAACCUUAAUGGCAGUCACUCUUUGUAGCGUUGUGAUCCAGGGUGGUUCUUUGUUGUUAACCAGUGAUUCAUUAGCCACCAAGGGGUGUUCUUCAUCUAUACAUACUGUAAGAACUGUCUUGUGUACUGUAUUAAGCUGCUGAUCAGUUCAGCAGUGCUAUUGGUCAACAUGACAGUUUUGUUUUGCGUCCUGUAAUGAUCUGUAUUUUGACAGAUGUAAAUGGACUGUCUUGUUGAAAUAAGCUCUCCUAACUUAUCGUCCAUGAUAAAUAGGCAUGCCCAUGGAAAAGAGUUAUUAUUAUUAUUAUUAUUAUUAUUAUUAUUAUUAUUAUUAUUAUUAUUAUUAUUAUUAUU